UGAAUUUUCAAGCACAGGAUUUGAACAUGAUAUCAAGAGACAUGUAUGGAGUAGAGGGGAAGAUACUGUUGGAACAUUCAAUUCUGCUAUCAAACCUGCUGGUAUGGAGCCACCUGACUAUGGAAAUCAAACAUGGACUUCUGAAGGUUUCAGUGUAAUUGCAAGUUGGCCAGAUUCUACAAAGAAACUUGGUCAACUUUCAGCUGUCAGUUUGGAUGUUGAUGGUAAUAUUGUAAUAUUCCAUCGCGGAGAUCGUGUCUGGGAUGGUAAUACGUUCCUUACAAACAAUGUCUACAACCAGCGAGCUAUGGGACCUAUUAGCCAGCCUACUGUUGUCGUGUUCAAUGCAUCUUCAGGGCUCGUAGUUGAGGAAUGGGGCCGCAGUAUAUUCUACCUUCCACAUGGGCUCACUGUAGAUGCAGACAACAAUGUGUGGGUGACAGAUGUUGCAUUGCAUCAAGUAUUCAAGUUCUCUCAAGGAGGUGGCAAGCCACUUCUCACUCUUGGAGUUGCCUUUAUGCCUGGUAAUGAUGAUGACCACUUCUGCAAACCAAGUGCUGUUGCUGUCAUGUCCAAUGGUGACUUUUUUGUAUCUGAUGGUUACUGCAACACAAGGAUCAUUAAGUUUGAUAAGAAUGGCAAAUUUCUGAUUCAGUGGGGACGUAAUUCAUUUCAAGGUAUUAGGUCACCGGUCUACGAGUUCUCUGUGCCCCAUGCAUUGACAUUGGCUGAAGAUAAGGAGAUGUUAUGUGUGGCAGAUAGGGAAAAUGGACGUGUUCAGUGUUUCAACUGUCACAAUGGUUCCUUCAUAGUACAGUUCCGUUCACGGGAGAUGGGCUCUCGGAUAUUCAGUGUGGCCUAUUCUCCUGCACAAGGUGGUCUCUUGACUGUUGUUAAUGGUCCUGAAUUUGGUGGUGGUGGACUUGUGAGUGGAUUUGUCAUAAGUUUGGCCAGAAAGCAACUAAUAGAAGCUUUCAGUCCAAAUGGACAGGGAUUCCACAAUCCACAUGAUGUUGCUAUUAGUACAGAUGGCAAUCAAAUAUAUGUGGUGGAGCUUGACCCCUAUAAAGUGUGGAAAUUUGUAAAGGGAUCUGUCAACAGUACCAGGAUUGAGCCAAGGCCCAUUGCAAACACCAGUACAAGUGCUAUUAAAUCUGUUAUCCCACAAAAUGGUCUUAACUUCAGUAGGGUGCAAAUAGUUGAAUUGCCUGUGAACAGCAGCUCUGCCAGUACCAUAGCAGCUAUGGUAGGAAUUAUCAGUAUAGCGGCAGUGAUUGCAGUUGUUAUUUUUGCUGCAGUCAUGAAGAUAAGGAAGAGAGGGCCCAACAGUCAACUUAGGAGAUGGGACUUCCCCAUCUCACAGAUGGGGGGCUUCAACCUAGACCGACAUCAGGGAUUUGAGAAAGUGAGCACAGAGGAGAGUGAUGAAGAGGGUGCCAGCAGUACAGUGAACUUUAGACAACUGCCCUCACCGUUUGCUUAAUGACACAGUGGUGAUGUAUGUGUAUAACGAAAGUAAUCUCAAAAUCCAAUCCUUAUACUUCCUCCAAAUGUAUUUUGUUUUAGUGUUUUAUAUAAUGAAUUGUGCCAAAGACAUUCUAAAUCUAGGUUUAUUUGAAAAAGGAAUAUAGUAUUUUAGAAAAUUUUCGUUCAACAAGUCAAUUUAGUCUUCUUUAGUCAUUCUCAACCGAAAUGAUUCUUAAACAUACAAUCAACC
This is a messenger RNA of Cryptotermes secundus, 1717 nucleotides long. RefSeq names its product peptidyl-alpha-hydroxyglycine alpha-amidating lyase 1 (gene Pal1). Lineage: Eukaryota; Metazoa; Arthropoda; Insecta; Blattodea; Kalotermitidae. Gene Ontology annotation, molecular function: protein binding; catalytic activity. The record is from RefSeq and is a predicted model, not a curated record. Gene Ontology annotation, cellular component: membrane; extracellular region. Gene Ontology annotation, biological process: peptide metabolic process.